This is a messenger RNA of Hevea brasiliensis (rubber tree), 4176 nucleotides long. RefSeq names its product disease resistance protein RUN1-like. The coding region runs from base 29 to 3538 and encodes 1169 amino acids. The record is from RefSeq and is a predicted model, not a curated record. Gene Ontology annotation, molecular function: ADP binding. Lineage: Eukaryota; Viridiplantae; Streptophyta; Magnoliopsida; Malpighiales; Euphorbiaceae. The transcript is spliced from 5 exons. Gene Ontology annotation, biological process: defense response; signal transduction.
CCAGAGUUCCGGUCUCGCAAACUCUAGCAUGACUUGUACGAGUCCUCAAAAGGCUUCUUCUUCUUCUUUCCUUUCCUUCAGUUCCAGCUCUCCCUGGAAGUACCAGGUGUUCCUGAGCUUCACAUGUGAAGAUAAUCACAAAAAUUUUGUUGGUUGUUUUUAUAACAAGUUGAUCCAAAAAGGCAUAAACACCAUCAAAGAUAAUGGAAAACGAGAGGGAGACAAAUCAUUUUCACCAGAUCUUAAAGCCGUUGAAGAAUCAAGAUUUUUGGUCGUUGUCCUCUCUGAAAACUAUGUUUCUUCGUCUCGGUGCUUGGAUGAACUUGUCAAGAUCAUGGAAUGCUGGGAGAGAAAUAAUUGGCAAGUAGUUGUGCCCAUUUUUUAUAACGUUGAUCCAUCUGCUCUAAUUGACCAGAUCACUGCGGCAGUAGCCUCUGUAAUGCACGAAGAAAAUUUCAUGGAGGAGGGGGAAAAAAUGCAAAGAUGGAGGGAAGCUUUAACAAAAGCGGUCACCAUAACAUAUGGUUGGGAUUCACGCGGAUGGAAGGAGACAACGUUCAUAGAGAAAAUUGUAAAAGAUAUUUCAGAUAAAUUACAUUAUACAUCAUCAAGAGAUACUGAACACCUGGUUGGAAUGGGUACCCACAUAACAGAAAUGGAAAAGAUAUUAUGCUUGGAGUCGAAUGCUGUCCAUAUGGUAGGAAUCUGGGGCAUGGGUGGCAUAGGAAAAACAACAAUUGCCAAGUUUAUUUAUGACAGGAUUUGUAACCAAUUUCAAGUUCAUUGCUUUCUUGCAAAUGUUAAAGAGGAUUUCAGAAACCUUGGCGCUGCAGCUUUACGAGAGAAACUUCUUUGCAAAGGCUUAUUGCUAGAAAGAAAACUUCUGAAUAGAUGGACCUUUAAUGCUGGUUUUAAUAUGAUCAAGAAAAGGCUGUGUCACAAAAAGGUUCUUGUUGUUCUUGAUGAUGUGGAUGAUUGGAAGCAGUUGGAAAUCUUAGUCAAUGGAUCUGAUUGGUUCGGUCCAGGAAGUAGGAUCAUCAUCACCACUCGCGAUAAACACUUGCUAGAAGCACAUGGAGUGAAGAAUAUAUAUCAGGUUUUAUAUCUGAAUAACGAUCAAGCUCUUCAGCUGUUUAGUCAAUAUGCAUUCAAACAAAACAAUCCCAGAAUGGAGUACUUAGAGCUCUCAGAACAGAUAUCAUUUUAUGCUAAAGGUCUACCCUUGGCUCUGAAGGUGUUGGGUUCUUCUCUUAAUGACAAAAGCAUACUCGAGUGGCAAACUGUUCAAGAUAAACUCGCAAUAAUUCCUGACUUGAGAAUUCAUGAUGUGCUAAGAAUAAGCUUUGAUGAUUUGGAUGAUACACAAAGAGAUGUAUUUCUUGAUAUUGCAUGCUUUUUCAAUGGUUGGGGCAUGAAAAUUGCAAGAGAUAUUCUAGAAUGUUGCGGUUUCUUUCCAGAGAUAGCAUUUGCAGUUCUCAAGGACAAAGCUCUUAUAACCACUCCAGAUAAUAUGUUGUUGAUGCAUGAUAUGUUACAGGAAAUGGGUCAGGAAAUUGUACAACAGCAAUCCAAGGAAUACCCUGGAGAAAUUAGUAGGUUGUGGAUUCCUGAGGAUAUUUACCAAGUAUUAACAACAGAAAGGGGGACUAGAACAAUUGAAGCCAUAUCCAUGGACAUGUCCAAAGCAAGAGAGAUGCACUUGCAACCCAGCGCCUUUACAAGGAUGAACCACCUUAGAUUGCUCAAUUUCUAUCUGUUUAAUUCAUCUACAAGCUCUAAAGCUAAAGUGCACCUUCCUCAUGGCCUUCAAUAUCUUUCUCAUCAGCUGAGGUAUCUCCACUGGCAUGGAUUUCCGAUGAAAUCUUUGCCGUCAAAUUUUUGCACUGCGAAGCUUGUCGCUCUUGAGCUACCUCACUGUAAAUCUGAACAACUUUGGACGGGAAUACAGCCUCUUGUGAAUUUAAAAAGGAUUAGCCUACAAGAGAGCGAAUACUUGACUACUAUUCCAGAUCUCUCAGAGGCCAAAAAUAUUGAGCGUAUUGAUCUUCAAGGUUGUAAAAGUUUGGUUGAGCUUCCCUUAUCUAUUCAGUAUCUUAGCAAGUUGGAGUACCUCAAUGUUAGACUUUGUGAAGCACUUAAAAAUCUUCCUUGCAGAAUUGACUCAAAAUUCCUCGGAGAAUUUCAUUUAACAAAGUGCUAUAAUGUCAAUUCAUGCCCAGAGAUUUCUGGAAAUUUGAAGUACUUAGAUUUGAGCUGGACGGCAGUAAAAGAACUACCUGCAUCAAUAUCUAAGUUGACGGAUCUUAAUUGUCUUGAUCUCACUGGAUGCUCAAAAAUCACCAAGUUUCAUGCUGAUACUUUAGUGUUUGUAAAACACCUAUAUCUCUGUGGGACUGCAAUUGAAGAGGUGCCCCAAUCAAUCAAAUUUCUUACUGGACUUGUUACAUUGAAGCUGAAGAGCAACAAAAAGCUAUCAAGUCUCUCAAGCAGCAUCUGCAAGUUGAGAUCUCUACAAACUCUUGAUCUAUCAGGUUGCUCAAAAUUUGAGUGUUUCCCAGAAAUCUUGGAGCCAAUGGAAGUUCUUGCUGUUCUUAGAUUGAGUCAAACGGCUAUAAAAUAUUUACCCUCAUCUAUUGAACAUGUAAAGUUUCUUGUAACUUUGCAUUUGGAUGGGUGCAAAAACCUUGUGAGCCUUCCAGGCAAUAUCCAUCAGCUUUCUAAACUGCACGAUGUCGACUUGAGAUAUUGCAAGAGUCUUCAUUCUCUACCACAGCUUCCAUCAUCUCUAAUACUUUUAAAGGCGAAUAACUGUGAAUCACUCAAAACCUUAUCAAUCAGAAGCAAAUGUAAUUUUUCAUACAUCCACUUUGCAAAUUGCUUCAAACUGGAUCUAAAGGCAGAUGCUCAUUUGGCAAUUCAGCUGAUGGCAAGCAAGUUCUGCGAGGGUGGAAAUCAAUCAAGAAUUCUUUUUCCAGGAGUUGAAAUUCCACAAUGGUUUCAUAAUCAAAAUGUGGGAUCAUUAGUAACUGUACAGUUGCCCUCACAUAGGCAUCAGUUCAAGGGAAUUGCUUUCUGCAUUGUCAUAGCAUUAGAGAGAUCCCAAAGCCUGCCAGAAAUCAUUUUCCCAAUUGAUUGUUGGAUAAAUUGUGAAUGCCGAGUCAAAGCAGAUAAUUUUGAAGGAAAUGCUGUCAUACGUAAUUGGCAAUGCUUUGGCAUUGAUGUCCAUUUACUCGAGUCAGAUCAUGUGUUGUUAUGGUAUGAUCCGUAUUCAGAAGCAUCACAAACUGGCUUAAUGAAUGAAGAAGGCUGGUUCAACAAGUAUUCUGGUCAUGAGGUUUCAUUUGAUUUUUGCUUUAAAGGGCUGCCAGAACUUAUUCAUAUGCUGCAUUGCAAUAUCAAGAAGUGUGGAGUACGUCUUCUAUACGUUGAGGCCAAAACCAAAUCCAGCAGGAUGUUCGACUCUGACAAUGAGGAAGAGGAAUCGAAUUCUAAAAGGAUCAAAUAUUCAGAUGAUCAGGAAGUGAGUUUUCAAGUUUGAAUCUCUGAUCCCUUAUAUUAUGGGACAAGAACCUUGCAUUAUCAUUUGUCAAUGAAAAAAAUGGAUCAAGUUGUUGGGUUAUUGGUUCUCGCCCAUGUGGGAAAAACCAAUUAAAUUAAUAAACAUUGUUAUUAUAAAAAAAAAAGAAGUCAAGGAGAUUAGCAGGAAAAAAUUAAUAUUUUGUGAGUUUUCAUGUCACAUUAAUUAGGGUAGCUACAAAUUUUAUUUUUGGAGAAAAUUUCGAAGAGAAAAAAGAAGUAGAGAAAAAUACAUUAGAGAGAAUUUUGCAUUUUUGUGUGCUGAAACCACCUUCACUCUUUUGGCCUUUGAGAGUUCGUUAACUGUUAGAUCGAGCUCAAAUUUUGUCUACAUAUUUCUGAUAUCCGGUUCUUCAGUUUGAACAGUGGAGAUGGAGAUUGGAGACUUCUAGCCUAGUGAUUGGGUCACGAAUUGUGUCAUCCGGUUUGGAGUAUUUCUUCUCUUUAUUCUCCAUUUCUCUUGUAUUUAAUCUCUUUGUUGUUGAUAUUAUUUGGUGAAUCUAUUGUGAAACCUUUUGAAGAGUGUUUGUAAUCUUAUUUUGGUGAUAGUGGAAAUUUGAGGCUGGACUCUUCCCGUGGUUUUCCUCUUCACUUUGGAGA